CCCCCCCCCCCCCCCCCCCCCCCCCCCCCCCCCCCCCCCCCCCCCCCCCCCCCCCCCCCCCCCCCCCCCCCCCCCCCCCCCCCCCCCCCCCCCCCCCCCCCCCCCCCCCCCCCCCCCCCCCCCCUGUACUUCAGGUUUCCUUUCUGUUCAGCCAUCGGAUUUUGGAAGACACCUAAACCGUAGGACGAAUCGUAGAACAAUCGCUUAUCAUUUAGCUUUUAUUUGCCUCAAAUUUUGUCUUGAAUCGUCUGUUAUUGAAUGCUUAUUUAGGGUCAUAUCUAUUCAAUACUUUUAAUUAUCAAACCGCAGUGAUGUUUUCUUAUCUAAAAACCAUUUACUAUCGCAUCCAUAUUACCAGAUCGUGUAUAGAUCACAGCAUGUGUAUCAAAUGCAUUAAAUAAUGUUCAUAUUUCUAAAUCUCAUUGUCCAUAGAACACAUCACGUUUAUCCCAAGAACCGACAAGUCUUCCUAGAGUGCACAAAAUAAAAUAUGUACCACUACUUGGUACUGUAAGCUUGUAAAAUCAGUAUUAUAUUAUCAGGCGUAUAACAUAGUUAUCACGAACAGUUAAUGGUAAAUGACCGAAUAUGUAACUUUCAAUUUUCGCAAACAUUAUCACCACGUUGAAAAAGCAAACAUAUUUCUCCAGAAGAAUGUUAUUUUAAUUGUUUAUUAUUGUGUUUCUAUUCAUCGUCUCAGUAUGAUAGAUUCAUAUUUUCAUAGAUUUCCAAUAAAAGUUUACUAACACUACUAACCACUAACGUCGCCGUUCAAGGACUAGAGACCUUCUAAACACUCAUUGAAUUGCUCUAAAUUAUGUUUCGUACUGUUCAACGUAUGUUGGACAGUGUCAAAUGGCUAUUCCUACCGCCUCUAAGCAUGGAGAUGUCAAUAGUUCUUGCUGACACCUCAUCUAGAUGUUAAUAGCCCUUCAUGCCACUACGUGUCAAUAGUCAUUGUUGACACCCUUUAGUGGUGUCAGUAGUUCUUCCUACCACUUCCAGUAGGUGUCAAUAGCCCUUAGUGCCGUCACUCGGUGGUGUCGAUAGCUCUUCUUGCCACCAUUUAGUGGUGUCAACAGCCGUUGUUAACACCACCGGUGGUGUCAAUAGCCAUUCCUUUUUUUUCAAUAGUUAUCUUUGAUCCGUUUUUGGUAAAUCCAAUUGUCUAUUAUGGUCUUUCAGGAAUGGAAAUUAGAUACAUUAUUUGAUCUUUAUGAUACACUAGCAAUAGCACAAGUAAUAAUAUUUUGUAAUACUCGGCAAAAAACCGAAUGGCUACGAGAAAAAAUGAAUGAUCGUGGAUUUCCCGCAUCACUAAUAGAAUUUCGAAUGGGUACAACACGCGUAUUAGUAAUCACAGGUUUACCGUCGUGUAAUAUCGGCGUACGACAAUUACCUUUAAUAAUUAAUUAUGAAUUGCCUUCUGAUAAUGAAAGUUAUGUUCAACGUGUUGGUCGCAGGGGACGAUUUGGACGUAAAGGUGUUAUAAUUAAUUUUGCCACAAAGGAAGAAUAUAAGACUUAA
This is a messenger RNA of Didymodactylos carnosus, 1527 nucleotides long. The record is from the annotation of a GenBank genome assembly. Lineage: Eukaryota; Metazoa; Rotifera; Eurotatoria; Philodinida; Philodinidae.